CGGGGUGCUGAACUCUUUGACAUGUGAAAACGGGUUUCCUAGACGUGCAAAGUGUUGAAGUACAUACAGAGCAAAGCACUUGUACCUGAAGGACAGAAACGCGUGAAACAUCUCGGUUUGUCCCCUGCAGGGCAGGCCGCCGCAGCGGGCGCGCACCCCGAAGAGGGACUGUGGGCAAUGUGGUCGUGGGCCUGGCUACGGACGACUCCUCUCGGACCCCCGGCCCCGGCCCCGCCUGCCUGGCACCCGCACUCCCGGGCAUCAGCUGCGCACAGCAAGACAUCUCCGGGGAGCGCCCCUCUGAGCAAACAGAUCAGGAGGGGCAGCGAGGGAAAGACACACUCUGGUUAAUGACAGAGGUAUUGAACACCUGUGAGCCUGCGAUGGAGGACUUCAGCGUGGGCGCAGCCUCAGAGGAGCAGGGCAUCUCCUUCCAGAUUUUCCCAGAUUCCCACGAGAGGUAUCCCAAGCUGUCCAAGAGGCUGCCGUCCAUCGUGGUGGAGCCAUCGGAGAGCGGGGAGGUGGAGAGCGGGGAGCUGCGCUGGCCCCCCGAUGACCUGAGCACCACGGACCCCGUCGCGGAGGCCCCGCUGGGCCAGCCCCCUGCGCCCCAUCCCACAGCAGGUGACGACGCCUCGCGGGGCACCCAGGAAGACAGCGCUGUGGCGGACAGCCCAGUGGAGGGAGGCUCUAACUGAAGCGCAGCGCCCCGCCAGCUCCAGCUCUCACUGUGAAUGUCUCCAGGCAGACAGGAGCCAUGAGGACCGACAGGGGGCAGCCUGAACACUAGGCCCAGACACCUGCGGGACGGCCCUUGUUCUUCAUGGUUGGGCACAGCCCUGUAAACUGUCUUAAAUAGCUCACAUGUGCCAAACUGUGGUGGUAGCUACAGUACUGUGUAUAAAUGUCUAGUUGACUUCCUUCAAACCUUGUCCAAAUUAGAAGCAUUAACUUUAGUCACUUAAAACUACAAACAUCUUUUUUGUUGCCGCCUUCCGGAGCAUCCUUUUAUGUCUUAAAUUUUUUCUUUCAAUCUCUAACGUUUUUGCUGUUCUUUGUUAAAAUUAGCCUCUUGUCAGGUCCACACUCCUAACACUCUAGGUGCUCCUUCCUUGCUCUGUACAGAAACCGCUCAAGUCUUUCAGAUGUUGGUGUAUUGGCUGCCCUUUCAUUUUUCUUUGCAGAUAUCUGGCAGGAGCACUCCAUUACGCUUUGUGUAAAUCGAAUGUUGGAAACGCAGUAUUUAAGUAUUUGUUUCAUCUCUUUCAUCAUUUUUUUUUUCCAGAUGCAUUCCAGGGUUUGGUGAUUGUAGGUGGGGGAGUUCUCUGAUCAUUAAAAUACACACAGAGGCAGAGGAAAAAAAAAAUCUUCCCCUUUAAUUUCAAGUUGGCUGUCCGUGGAUGUUAAGGCACAUUUGUGUGUUUUGCAUUGACCACAUUAAUGCCUCAGAUGGAAAAAUCGUGGCGUGUGUCUCCAUGGAUCUGACGAAAUUGUGUUUUUUUUUUCCCACAAGGGGUAUUUUAAGUCCUGAGGUCCAUGGGAGGGAGCACAUGCAAAAAAAAAAAACUCUUUGGAAGAGAUGGGACUCUCUGGAUGAAAAAACACAGCUGGCACUGGCUGUUUUAACUGUGUAGAUAUUAACUUUUUAUGAAAACUUUAUAGAUUGGCUUCACAAGCUUUUUAAAAAAAGCUGUCACGCAAGAACAUUCCAUUUGCAGUACAUACAGUUGUGUGAUUUUUCUAAGUAGUCUGCACGAUAAACACCUUAUUCGCUCCAUAGUGCAAGUCUGUGCGCAAUCUUUAAGGCUGUGGAGGUCGGAUGGGGAUUGUGAUCACAAAAGCACAAUGACUGUUCUCUGCCCUUGUGCUAAACCUCGAACUGUGCCUUCUGUCCCAGCUGGUAGCCUAGCUUGGUGUAGGGAGUCUCAGAGGGCAGUAACGUCCACAAAAAAACGACAUAAAUAUCAGUUGUUAUUUGUAUAACAAUGACCAAUGUGCGUAUAGUAAUAAUUCACUUGAAGAUUCUAUUUUAUGUAGUACAAACACGUUUUUCUUUGUUGCUGAACUGUAUAAAGGAAAUUUUAAGUUUGUAUUAAUGAUAAAACUGCAUUGACCGAUUUUAAUUGUAUAAACACCUUUCCUGAAUAUCUGGAUAUGUUGCUGAAACCAACAGUUAGAACAACUUUAUAAUAAAUUCUAGUGUUGAACAGGA
This is a messenger RNA of Lepisosteus oculatus (spotted gar), 2212 nucleotides long. The record is from RefSeq and is a predicted model, not a curated record. NCBI's taxonomy places the organism in Eukaryota, Metazoa, Chordata, Actinopteri, Semionotiformes, Lepisosteidae.